UCUUUUGCUAUUAUAUCCAGGGGGACAUGAAUGUGCAGAAACAGGACUGACUGGUUUCACACGCUCUUUUGCUUUAGACCGAGCCUCUCUCUUCAUUAUCGUCAACCACAACAGCCCGCCUGCACACAAGCGAGGGCGGGAGGGAGGAGACAGCCCUCACACCCCCCAGGAGCAGCACCGGGCAUUGAGGGCAAGCCUCAAAAAGGCCGCCAGCGGGAUCCUGAGGGAGGGAAGCGCCGCCGCUUCUAGCCGCACAGAGCCAAGGGUCGGAGGCGCAGCGAUGACUCUGGUGCUGCCCCUGAGCAGCUUCUGCGAGCCCAUUGUCUCCUCCGAAGGAGCCGCCGAGUACCCGCCGCCGCUGUGGGAGUCGCGCUGCUGCACCAAGAGCAGCCCCGCCUCAGAUGCGGCCGCCAGCGGCAGCAGCAGCCAGGGCCAGGCGCAGCAGCCUCCGGGCGACGGCAGGACGGCAGCGGGGCAGCCUCCGGAGUCAGGAUCACACCACAGAGGAAUUUCAAAUCCUACAGCAACAUCCAAGAUCACAUACUUUAAAAGGAAAUAUGUGGAAGAGGAGGACUUUCAUCCACCACUCACCAGCUGUACACCCAAAACAAUCUCUGUCUUUGAGGAACGGGCACAUAUCCUUUAUAUGUCUUUGGAAAAACUAAAAUAUAUCGAUGACCCCGAAGUCUACCUAAGGCGAUCUGUUCUCAUAAACAAUUUAAUGAAGAGAAUUCAUGGGGAAAUUAUCAUGCAAAACAACUGGUGUUUCCCCACUUGCUCUUUUGGUGGAGCCUCAGCCCAAGAAUGGUUCGUGUCUCAUGACUGUCCUUACAGGAAACGCCUUCGGAUGGCAAGGGAGGACUGUGAAAAGAUCCACACCUGCUGCCUUUAUCAAGACUGUGGCAACCACUAUUUGAGUUUACCAUUAUCUACAAAUUCUGCAGUGGGAAAUUCCUCUUCUUCUUCUUCCUCCUCUCCUUCUAUAUCUUUGCCAAGCUGUUCCCAGCAAGUGGAAUAUGAUGUAAGCGGCACCCCUGCUUACCGGAGUGACGAUCAGAUACACGCCAAUGAAAUUUUCAUUACUAGUGCUGGGCCGCAUGGUAAAGCAGUGUCAAGUAAUGAAAAAGGAGGUGAUGAACUGGAACGAGAACGGGCUGCAGACUGGGAACCAAUGAAAAGUGAUCAGGGCACUGAAUGUAAAAGUAAAUAUUUUGAUUAUUUUGAUACAGGACGUGGUGACAGGAGCAACGUGAAUGAAUCUUGGAAGAAAUCCUUACGAAAAAGGGAGUUCUUACCAGGUGGCAAAAUAUGUUGCAGUAAAGGAAGUAAAAUAUGAAACAUGUUUCCACCUAUUGCAGUUCUGAAGCAUGCACAACAUGUUCUGUUUAUCAAACAUGGUUUCAUUCCGGAUGGAUUUUCUUACAGCUUUGUACUACCAAUACAAUCAUGUAUUCAUGGAUAGUUUUUAAUGACUGGUGAACAGAUUGCAUCAAAGCGUAUGUAUGGUCUGCAUCACAGAGCUAUUUAUAAAUAUAAGGAGUCUUCAUCAAGAGCACAGUUGAACUGCAGUGUAUGAACAGAUUUUAACUUUUGUUGCUGAAAGAACCAAUCAACCAGAUAAAGGAAACAUGACCCUUCCCACAGGGGAGGCCAACAUGAAUUAGGAAGAAUCUCCUUUAUGCUUAUCAGUGGAUUAUAUAUUUGAUAAACAAAUUGUUACCAGCAAAGGAGGGGGAGGGGUCUGUGUCUUGCCCAACAAUAAUUGCUAUCAGUAAGACCGGAUGUCAUUGAAGAAUAAGCCUAUGUUAUGGGCCAGCAUUAAAACGACUCCAGUUAUUAAGUGUCUGGAUCAGUCAGCCAAGUAGGGUGCAAUAAACACCUUUGCAUGAAAUUGUUAUCGGAAGUACUAUGUGCAGAUACAGCACAUGUACAGGUUUUUUCAGCAAAGUUGCAAGAAUGAACAAAUGAGCCUCAUGGUAGUUUAUUGCUAUACAGGGCAGAGUUUCUUUGGUGCCUUACUUUUUAUCUUACAUUUUCCAGGGUGAAAAUUAAGUUUAAAAAACAGUGCUACAGCAGGGAUGUAACCUAAACAGGAAAAAAAAACAUAAUAACAGGGUGGUUCAAAUAUUAUUAGAAACCUGUAUCCUUUGAAAUACUGAGUUUGAUUUCCUA
This is a messenger RNA of Heteronotia binoei (common prickly gecko), 2172 nucleotides long. RefSeq names its product SERTA domain containing 4 (gene SERTAD4). Lineage: Eukaryota; Metazoa; Chordata; Lepidosauria; Squamata; Gekkonidae. Gene Ontology annotation, cellular component: nucleus. The record is from RefSeq and is a predicted model, not a curated record. The transcript is spliced from 4 exons. Bases 281 to 1336 code for a protein of 351 amino acids.